This is a messenger RNA of Pygoscelis adeliae (Adelie penguin), 1443 nucleotides long. Its product is annotated as leukocyte elastase inhibitor-like. Gene Ontology annotation, biological process: negative regulation of endopeptidase activity. The record is from RefSeq and is a predicted model, not a curated record. The transcript is spliced from 9 exons. Gene Ontology annotation, molecular function: serine-type endopeptidase inhibitor activity. The coding region runs from base 1 to 1443 and encodes 480 amino acids. NCBI's taxonomy places the organism in Eukaryota, Metazoa, Chordata, Aves, Sphenisciformes, Spheniscidae.
AUGGGCUCCCUCAGGGCAGCAAAUGCCAAGUUCUGCCUAGACUUCUUCAAAGAGCUGAGCAAAGUAAAAAGAAAUGCAAAUACCUUCUUCUGCCCACUGAGCAUCUCAGCUGCCCUGAGCAUGGUCCGGCUGGGUGCCAGAGGCAACACAGCCGAAGAGAUGGAAAAGCAUGAAGCGAAGGAGGGCAAGGGAGACUUACCUGCUAAAUGGCAGCACUUCAUCCAAAAGCACGGCGAUCGCAGCAUCACAAUGUGCUCUCUCAGCGCAGCCAAUGCCAAGUUCUGCCUCGACUUUUUCAGAGAGCUGAGCAAAAUAAAAAGAAAUGAAAACAUCUUCUUCUCGCCGCUAAGUCUCUCAGCUGCCUUUGGGAUGGUUGUCCUCGGAGCCAGGGGCAACACACUGGAGCAGAUUGAGAAGGUAUUUCAUUUCAGUGAAGUUUUGAGCAGUACAAGCCAGGGAAACAGAUACCCUUCUGAGAAGUGCCAAGAAGCUGGAGGAGUCCAUUCCCAGUUCCAGGCUCUGUUAGCUGCAGUCAGUGAACCCAGACCAGGCAGCUCUCUCACCAUUGCCAACAGGCUCUUUGGAGAAAUUACUUAUCCGUUCUUCCAGCAAUACUUGGAUUCCACAAAGAAAUUCUAUCGAGCAGAACUAGAAGCAGUCAAUUUUAAAUACACUGAAGAAGAAGCCAGAAAGAAGAUUAACUUCUGGGUGGAAAAUGAGACAAAAGGUAAAAUCAAAGACCUAUUUGCUGCUGGGUUUAUUGAUCCCUCCACAGUACUUGUCCUGGUCAAUGCUAUAUAUUUUAAAGGAAAGUGGGCAGUGGAAUUUAAGAAAGAAGACACUAAAGAAACAUAUUUCCGACUGAACAAGAAUGAGAAAAGGACAGUGCAGAUGAUGUUUCAAGAAGGUUAUUUUAACAUGGCCAUUAUAGAGGAACUGAAAAUGAAAGUGAUAGAGCUCCCAUACUUCAGGAAUGAACUGAGCAUGUUCAUUCUUCUUCCUGAAGCUGUCUGUGAGGACUUUACUGGCCUAGAACAGCUUGAAUGCACCCUCACAUAUGAAAAACUAGCAGGAUGGACCAGCUCGGCUAGGAUGCAACAGCUGAGAGUGAAGGUGUACCUGCCCCAGUUCAAGAUGGAGGAAAGUUAUGUUCUCAACAAAACUCUCCAGGAGAUGGGACUGAUGAAUGUUUUUGACUGGGGAAAAGCGGAUUUGUCAGGAAUCUCUAGGAAAGAUGGUUUAGUUGUGUCCAAGGCCAUCCAGAAGUCAUUCAUGGAAGUCAACGAAGAGGGCACUGAAGCAGUUAGUGCCAUGGGACUUGUUGCAGUGCCUCUGUGUCGCCCAGUUUCUUAUGAGUUCAAAGCUGACCAUCCAUUCCUCUUCUUCAUCAGACACAACCCAACCAACACCAUUCUCUUCUUUGGAAGAUAUUCCUCCCCUUAA